AAGAGUUAUACAAUGCAGCCACGUUUUGCCUGCCAUCUGUUAUCGCGACAAAAAUUCUUUGUAUUGAUCGGAGCCGACACAAUAACGACUGAUAUAAGAUUACUCCAUAUAUCAUUUACGUUACUGAUAAGGGAUGUUAUUAAGUUAUAAUUUAAAUAUGGCGAAAUCGGAAGUAGAUGAUUUUUUAAUUUUAUUUCAUUACUCGUUCUUUUUAAAUCUAUCUGUGUUAUUGGUACAUUCUAUCUUCUGUUAUAUAUUAUUAUAAAACCUGAAAUAAUAGGGCAACCAUAUUUGCUGAUAUAUAGAGACAAACAAAACGGAUUAUUCACUUUAUUAAGAUUUUACCAAACAAUAUGGAACAUAUUAAAGGUCAUGCGGAAAUGUAUAUGUUUCUUGUUUUGUACAGAGAAAGAUGUUCAUGAAAGACUUGUUUGUGAUGUGUGUACAAUGCAACAUGAAGAAGUUUUACGUUACUGCUAUGUGUGUGAACAGUAUACAUGCUCCGAAUGCUACACAAUUCACCAAAGAUUCAAUUCAAGCAGAAAUCACAAAACUUCCAGAGGAAAAUGCUUACGGCUGGAUGAAAUUCCGUUGUCGAGAAAGGAUUUAGUUGAGGACAGUUUAAAAGAAGUUAUGGCCUUAUGGCCGUGGCACACGCAUAUAGUAUAUAUGAAAAACGCAAGAACACUUAGAUAUUGUGAUAGUACAAUAAUCGAGAAUAAAAUCCAAGCGUUUAUCACCAACCCCGAAGGUGGAGAGCCCUUUUAUGUUCUUUGGGAAAUAAUGGAUAUAUCACAUCUUACAGACGAUGCACAAAGCGUUCCAAUUUUUAACACAAAGUCGGGCUUUUUGUUUAUUAUCUGUUCAACAAAUGUCAUUUAUUUUAUUAAAGCGCAUGUUCCAUAUUUAGAAAAACUUUUGAAUUUUUCAAAAAUAAUUUCACGUAACUAUGCAGGUAUAAUGUAUCUUUUAAGAGCCUGUUCUACACCUUUUAAAACAAUUACGAUAGAAAAUGUUCAUAAAGAUCUUCUUUGCACUGAAUUCAACAAUAAGAUUGCGGUUUUAGGUCUGGAAAACAAUAAAAAAUUCGGACUUGUCCCAGCCUGGUCCAUAAAUUACUUUUCAUACGAAGGAAAGGUUUUACACAAGUGCUAUUUGAAAAAUUCAAACAAAGGUAUUAUUUUGCAGUCACCUACAUACAUGCGUGCCACCUUCAAUAACACAAUUGUCAUUUGCGAUUCCGUGCAAACAGACAAAUAUGUUAAUGAAUUCGAUACGGAAGGCAAUUUGGUGUUAAAAGUGAAUUUAAAAGAAGAAAUAACGGGAAUGAUUACAAGUGUCACAUCUGAUGAUGAAAACAACAUCUAUGUUUCCAGCAAACACAAAGUAAUCCAAAUAUCAGAAAAUGGCAGGAAAGUUAGACAAAUGUUAACUGUCGCAGAAAGUCUGGAGUACGACCGUAUAUUAGAUAUCUGCUUUUCGGCAAAAACCCGUAAGUUUCACGUGGUCAUGUCGAAAAAAGAUCAUACAGAGCUUCUAAAAAUUAUAUUGGUGUCUUUCAGAUUUAAAGCUUACUAAAUAAUAGUUGCAGUAUUUAUCAUGUCAGUUUCCUUUUACACAUAAAAUGCCGGAAGAGCUAGAGUGAUCGUUUCAUUGGGAUUUUUAUGAAGAUGUGUGCAAGUCCGGAGACAAAAGAUGGAACACCACUCUGAAUUCAUUGUAUUUUAUUUUUCUAAAUUUCUGAUAACACCGUAACAUUGUUUAUUUUAUUAGAGCACUAUUAAUACUAAUAAUAAUAAAGUAGAAGUUAAUUUCGAGAUUUCCAACGUAGAUAACCGCUGAUCUAAUGGAGUAUAUAGUAUAGUUGAUAUAUUGCUUACGUAAUAAGUUAGCACAGAUAGUUCUUGACUUCUUGACUAAUUUUUCAUUGUAUCAUUGCUAUAAUUAUAUUUGAAUUGGUUUUAAUAAUAGGAUUUAGGUCAUUCAUUGACGAUUUGGGUAAUUACAGUGACAGCCCGAUCCCAGCAUCAUAAAUUAUAUUAUAUACAAUAGUUAAAGGGAACCAACUAUUUGUUAGAGCAAGUACUCUUUGUAAAAUGCUAUGUACGAAUUUGGACCAAUCAGAAACAAGUUUUAUAAAUAGCAACAAUCAAAGCUCACGUCUAUUAAAGUAUAAAUAGGUAGAUGGAUGACAGAUUGAUAAAUCUGUAUCCAGCGAUCGAAGAAGACACAUCGAGGAUUCAACUAAUAAUUUAUCCCAGUACCUUGGUGAGGAAGUUAUUGCAACUACACUGUCAGGGCAGAUAAUUUAUUAAAAAGAAAACUUUGAAGAUCAUAGACUAAGGAAAUGUAGUAGAAUUUCAAUAAGGUUUUGAGCUAUAGGGCCAGCGCCGUAAGGACAGUUGAAUGCUAUAAACGAUAGCAAAUAUAGACUGAGCAUCGAAACGUUGAGGCAGAGACAAUGGCUUUGGUGGUCUACAGAGAAAGUAGGAGAGUUCCAGCUUAUAGACGAGGUUCAGCGUUAUUUGUGAAGUACAGCCAUGGCAUCAGGUUUAUACCUAUACGGUAGUUGAAUGCUAUAGGUGAUAGCAUAUAGGCGCUGAGCAUCCAGGAGUCGGGGCAAAUUUAUUGAGUUACAGAUUUAAUCACCAGCUAUACGUUAUAACAAAGGACGUUCUACAUCGUUUGUUAGCUAGUCUAAGACAUAGUCACAUUAUCGAUUAGACCCAUUUCAUUAUUCAAGAUACUGUGAGGCAUGAUGCCUCACGACCUUGUUUUGAUACAAUUGUUUUGCAUUGUUUUUACGGCCUAUCAGUAGUUUUUAUUUUUCAUGUUAAAGUUGACAGGCUAUCUGUCAGCUACUUUUUAAUCAUAGUUCAUUGUUCUGUAACAUUUCCAGACAUUGACUGAUAACCAGUCGCAUUGUUAAAUAGUUGUUUACUUAAUUACAUUUCAAAAUGUUAGAACUGUACUUAUGUCAUGCGUUGUGUCAGUUAGUGAAACUGUAAUUCUAGCUUCCACAGGGAUUUUCUUGUAAAAGUACGCAAAGUCAGCCCAUGUUAUUCAACAGUUCAAUCAACAAUCACCUGCUGUAUUAAAUUAAAUCGAUGUUUUCAUGUAAUGUCCAUUGUUGACUUUGUAAAACUCGAUAAAAGUUUUUGUCAGUUGAAAUUUUGACAGUUGUCAACCAUCUUGGAUUUUUGUACGUAUGCACCGGGUGAUUAAAUCUCUGUUCAGACGGACCGAAAUCGUAUCAUUUCUGUAAAAAUAGUUAAUUUUUAUUGUCAAGUACUUGAUAUUUAAUACUUGGCAUGUAGUGUUGGUUCGUAGCGUUCUAUAUUGUUUUAUUAUUUAUUUUUGUCCGACUUUGUUUGUUUACACUAGUUUAGAGGUUAAGCUCCGCCUUAUUUGCAUAUAAGGAAAUGUUCGUAUCCCGAAUGACGUCAUGGUCGGCCGAAGUAACUCGGUUACGGACCUGUCCGGGUAUUUCCGACUUUGGCCUUAUUUAGACUAAUUUAGAUUUGGUAUUCAUCCUCAUUUGCAUACCAUUGCAUACCAAAAAGUUUAAUUAGUAGAACGCUAGAAUCAUCACAUUGCCUCCGUCUCUCGUAUAGAAAGGCUGUUUGUCAGUUUGUUCCUAGACAUUUUUUUAUUUACACUUCUAAAACCUAUACGAAUUAUUCGAAACUGAAUGGUACUCAUUAUCAUUAAAUUAUACAGUUAUAUUUAUUAGCAGUAUUUGGCUGUUUUUCUCAUAGAAAACUGUAAUUUUAGAGUUGGUUCUCGGUCCGCCUGCUACACGACUUUUGUCUGAUAUUUUCAUUACUGAUUAUUUCAUUCAGUUAUAAUUAAUAGUUAUUGUUGAGGCUUCCCAUAAAUAAAAGUUGUUUGAAG
Molecule: messenger RNA, 3894 nt
Organism: Mercenaria mercenaria
Lineage: Eukaryota; Metazoa; Mollusca; Bivalvia; Venerida; Veneridae
Exons: 2
Coding region: 373-1578 (401 amino acids)
Source: RefSeq, a predicted model, not a curated record